CCAGCGAAGUUUACAUCCACAUCUGACCCUGUAAAUCAUGCGCCAUCUGUAGAGCAGAGAGGAAAAGAGACGGAGCACCCUGGCGCGCCUCUGGAAGGUAACCGAAGGGGCAUGGCACGCGCGUCACCUACGUGGCCACUGGUCAGAGGUAGGCCGGCCACGUCGCGAAGCUGCAUGCCGCCGCCGCGUCUCCCGGAACCCUCCGCCAUCACCCCCUGCCGCUUCGAUCCAUGCUUAUUAUACAUCCAUGCUCCGAUCAUCACACCUCGAUUGCCGCUACAGCCACCUAGCUCGUCGAUCAGACCAGCACGGUAUACAUCGCCAGCCAUGGCGCAGGGCGAGCGCGAGCAGCUGAGCGUGGUCAUGUUCCCGUGGCUCGCGCACGGCCACAUCAACCCCUACCUCGAGCUCGCCAGGCGCCUCACCUCCACCGACCGCGACGGCGUCGACGUGGUCGUCUACCUGGUCUCCACGCCGGUGAACCUCGCGGCGAUCGCGCACCGGCAGACGGACAGGAUCCGGCUGGUGGAACUCCACCUCCCGUCCCUCCCCGACCUCCCUCCCGCGCUGCACACCACCAAGCACCUCCCGGCGCGCCUCAUGCCGGCGCUCAAGCGCGCCUGCGACCUCGCCGCGCCGCGGUUCGGCGCGCUCCUCGACGAUCUCCGCCCGGACGCCCUCCUCUACGACUUCCUCCAGCCCUGGGCGCCGCUCGAGGCCGCGGCGCGUGGCGUGCCCGCGGCGCACUUCAGCACCUGCAGCGCCGCCGCCACGGCCUUCUUCGUCCACUGCCUCGGCAGCGCCGACCGCGCGCCGCGGGCGUUCCCGUUCCAGUCCGUCGGCCUCGGCACCGCCGACGAGGAGGCCAAGUACACCGAGCUGUUCGCCUUGCGCGAGGACCCCGCCGCUCUGGUCUCCGAGCGCGACCGCCUGCUGCUCAGCCUGGCGCGCUCGUCGGGGUUCGUCGCCGUCAAGACGUGCGCGGACAUCGAGCGCAAGUACAUGGACUACCUCUCCGAGCUCCUGGGAGGGAAGGAGAUCAUCCCCUGCGGGCCUCUGCUCGUCGACUCCGGCGGCGGCGGCGGUGCGGCCGAGUCCGACCGCGUCAUGCGGUGGCUGGACGGCCAGGAGCCGGGCUCCGUGGUGCUCGCCUCCUUCGGCAGCGAGUACUUCAUGUCGGAGCAUCAGAUCGCGCAGAUGGCGCGCGGCCUGGAGAUGAGCGGCGAGCGCUUCCUGUGGGUGGUGCGGUUCCCGGAGAGCGCCGGCGGCGGCGAGGAGGACCACGGCGGCGCGGCGCGCGCGCUGCCCCGCGGGUUUGCCCCCUCGCGCGGGCUGGUGGUGGAGGGGUGGGCGCCGCAGCGGCGGAUCCUGUCGCACGGCGCCUGCGGCGCGUUCCUGACGCACUGCGGGUGGAGCUCGUUGCUGGAGUCGCUGGCGGCGGGGGUGCCGGUGGUGGCGCUGCCGCUGCACAUCGACCAGCCGCUGGGCGCCAACCUGGCCGCGGAGCUGGGCGCCGCCGCGCGCGUGCGCCAGGAGCGGUUUGGGGAGUUCCGGGGCGAGGACGUGGCGUGUGCGGUGCGCGGGGUGCUGCGCGGGGAGGAGGGGAAGGCUCUGAGGCGCCGCGCAGGGGAGCUGCGGGAGGUGGUGGCGCGGAACGACGCAGACGACGCGCAGGUCGGCGAGCUGGUGCGGCGCAUGGCGCGGCUCUGCGGCAAGGGGCAGCGGGUGGCCGUGCCCAACUGAAACUGUGGUGCAACGAAACGGUGCACGGCUUCAAAGUUGAAACACGAUUUGAAUUCGACGAGGAGACAUUGUUUAGUUGUCAUCGUCUCGGGUUUGAGCUGGGCUGCCAGUUGACACCUUGGGCCCUUGUUGGCUGUUUGAAUGUGUUGCAAAUAACCCCUGGAAUCCUGUUCCUUGUUUGCUACUCCCUCCAUCCCGUCCCAAAUUAUAAGUCGAUUUGACUC
Molecule: messenger RNA, 1967 nt
Organism: Setaria italica (foxtail millet)
Lineage: Eukaryota; Viridiplantae; Streptophyta; Magnoliopsida; Poales; Poaceae
Product: beta-D-glucosyl crocetin beta-1,6-glucosyltransferase
Exons: 1
Coding region: 112-1743 (543 amino acids)
Molecular function (GO): UDP-glycosyltransferase activity
Source: RefSeq, a predicted model, not a curated record